Molecule: messenger RNA, 615 nt
Organism: Puccinia triticina
Lineage: Eukaryota; Fungi; Basidiomycota; Pucciniomycetes; Pucciniales; Pucciniaceae
Exons: 4
Coding region: 1-615 (204 amino acids)
Source: RefSeq, a predicted model, not a curated record
AUGGCCAUCGACUGGUCAAAAGAGGAAAUCAUCCAACUCAGAGCAGUCCUCCUCACUCAGAUCGACAUCCUAGCGGACUGGGAUUGGAAUCACGCCAAACAAGAUUUGAAAAUAAUCGCGGACAUCCUGGAACUCAAAGUCGAGCCUUACGAGGAACCAAGUCCAUUGAUUCUAAGCUCUGGACUAAUGACCUUUGAGCCCAGCAGGUCCGCUCAAGCCCAAUCAAGACUCCCAAGAUUUGACCAAGCAGACCAGACACGACGCCGGAGACGACCAAAAGUGGAUUAUGAUCCGUCGAUACUCGCAGCUGCUCAGUUCCUCUUCGGACAUAUCCCGGCGUUCAACUCCCAUCUCGAUAAGAAUAUCUUCAGCCUCGAAACCGACCAGCCAGUUCUUUUUAAACUGAUUACCGAGUUUUCCAAGGUUUAUCGGGUUCGUUUGAUGAUCUAUGAGCUUUGUUCAACCGAUUGGGCGUUUAACAAAUUACUUGCCUGGGAUGAAUCUCUCAAAACAGUGGAUUUUGAUGACGAACCGGACCGAUGGUCCAAAACCAAAGAGCUAUUUGAUCGUGAACUUGCACGAGGGACAAACGAUGAACCGGUGGAUACCUGGUGA